UGAUGUAUAAUUAUUAGAGAAACCAGAACUGAAGAACCGUCGAAACGUAUAGGUUAAAUACGAUUUUAAUAAACGGCUGUAAAACUUCGUGUUUUUACAACGGUUUUUGAGUGUUCAAGGAUCAUUAGUUUGCAACUUUUGAAGUUUAAAGUGCCAUUAAAAUCAGUACCUUAACUACGGUGUUGAAUUCAUGUCUGCCUUGUAGUUUUUGUUGCAAUUUAUCUAGAAAUAAAUAGACCUAGAAAAAGAACAUCAUGAAUUUGAACGGGAACAACGAGAAGCCAUCAACGGCGGAAGACGAAUACAAAAAAGAUCCAAAAAUUAAAAAGGAAGACAUAGAAGAAUUGAGAAAAUGGGCCAGAAUGCAACCAGAUCUACCAUUUAAUAUUUCAGAAAAAGAACUCAUAUGCUUCUACCACAGUUGCUACUACAACAUAGAGAACGCCAAGUCAUGUAUGAAAAACUAUUACUCGAUUAGAAGCAAUUCACCAGAGUUCUUCAGUAAAAGAGACAUCGACAGUCCCGAACUCAAACACAUCAAUACGGUUGUCUACUUUGGCUGUCUGCCGGUGCGAGAUCCGAAGGGCAACCAGAUAAUCUUCCACAAACUGAAGAAGUUUGACUCGGGCAGCUACAUUUUCGACAACAGUGUCAAGUCGUUGUUCAUGGCGUUCGAGGGGUGCACUCACCAGUACGGCACUGUGCCUGGCUAUGCACUGCUCUUCGACAUGAAGGGAGUCGGCCUCUUCCAUCUGAUGCGGCUCAGCAUAUCGUCGCUGAGGAAGAUGUUGGUCUAUCAGCAGGAAGGUAUGCCGAUUAGACUGAAAACCAUCCACGUCAUGAAUACAAACUCGCUCAUGAGUAAAAUAAUGUUCAUGAUGAAACCGUUCAUGAACAAAGAACUUAUUGAAAUGAUUCACUUCCACACAGAAAUGGAGCCCAUCUACGAAAUAUUCACAAAAGAUUGUUUGCCCAGUGACUAUGGCGGUAAUCUAGACAGCUGUGAUGCACUCCAUGAGCAAUACAUCGAACACAUGCGAAGUCUGAAAACAUUUUUCGAAAAAGAGGAAGCUAAUUUGGCCGUGAAAAACUCCGACAACCCAUUGAGUGAAAAAGAGGCAUUGGCCAAUUCAAUUGAUGGCCUCACCAUUCAUUAAUUUCUGUGGAAAAUAUUAUUUUGUAAGGCUCAGCUAUUUUUGCCAGUUAUAUGGACUUUCCUGUGAUUGUGACUGGUUUGUACAGUUUUAUGUAUUGUUGUUACAUUUAUUUGAAAAGUGAGAUUUUGUCUACUAAAUAGUGAGAUAAAAUAGUGAUCUUCUAUGGUAGUUGUAUUACUGUUAAUAAAACUGUAUUAUAAUUUA
Nilaparvata lugens (brown planthopper) is the source of this 1361-nucleotide messenger RNA. Its product is annotated as alpha-tocopherol transfer protein-like. The transcript is spliced from 7 exons. Gene Ontology annotation, cellular component: membrane. Gene Ontology annotation, molecular function: phosphatidylinositol bisphosphate binding. NCBI's taxonomy places the organism in Eukaryota, Metazoa, Arthropoda, Insecta, Hemiptera, Delphacidae. The coding region runs from base 255 to 1157 and encodes 300 amino acids. The record is from RefSeq and is a predicted model, not a curated record.